Brenthis ino (lesser marbled fritillary) is the source of this 258-nucleotide messenger RNA. The record is from the annotation of a GenBank genome assembly. NCBI's taxonomy places the organism in Eukaryota, Metazoa, Arthropoda, Insecta, Lepidoptera, Nymphalidae.
AUGAGCGUGUCGGUGCGGGCCGUGCUGGUGGAGGGCCCCGCCUCGGGCCCGCGCCUCAAGGGCCCGUACACGUAUGCUAGUACGCCCCGCGCGCUUUACAACAAUGCCAAGCUUCGGAGAGAUCCCUCAUGGCCACCACCGCCGGCCACCGUCGCCGCGCGCCGGCCACUCGCCCGCCCGCCGCCGCCUCCACCACUCGCGCCCCGCGACACUGACUCACCACCCGCUUCAACAAAUCUUACAUAUCGCAAGUGUUCG